Molecule: messenger RNA, 5013 nt
Organism: Anarrhichthys ocellatus (wolf-eel)
Lineage: Eukaryota; Metazoa; Chordata; Actinopteri; Perciformes; Anarhichadidae
Gene: kcnc4
Product: potassium voltage-gated channel, Shaw-related subfamily, member 4
Exons: 4
Coding region: 750-2540 (596 amino acids)
Biological process (GO): potassium ion transmembrane transport; protein homooligomerization; action potential
Cellular component (GO): axon terminus; neuronal cell body membrane; presynaptic membrane
Molecular function (GO): protein binding; delayed rectifier potassium channel activity
Source: RefSeq, a predicted model, not a curated record
CCAACCGUCGCCAGCAUCCGAAGAGUUAAACUGGCGAGCCUGUUGUUGAACGCACCAUCCAUCCAACCGGGCUGUGUCGCUAAGGGAGGGUCGGCUACUUGUGAAGAAAAGCAACAGAUCCCCAGCUGGAGAACAACCUCACAUCUGGCACUCGAGCCUGGUGUGAGAACUGGUGGAAUAUCUCAGCGCGUGAUUAAAUGCGCGACUGGAUCAUUGUGAGGCUUCAGCAUCUUGUGUGGAGAAGAGAAAAGUUGUCAGGGAUAGUUAUGGAUUUUGGCGUUGCAGAAUUUGGAUAUGAUCUGUCUUAAGAAAAGGUGAGGAGUGACACAUUACUUCAGACUACGUGGUGCAUCCGAUAGGCACGUACUGAAGCCUACGGUGCGUAAUUGGUCAAUUAUUCUGUUGCCACAAUCUUGUUUUCCACGAGCGGGAAAUAAGUUUAACAUGUGGAAGUAUUAAUUGAAAUCACAUUGUGUAAUAUAUUCGACAGAAACAUUGAAAAACACAUCCAGUGAUCCUGGCCACCGGAGUUUUGUAACAGGUGGUUUUCGUUGUGCGUCUCGGCCGCUGUUUGGAUUAUUAGGCUGUUGCUUUUUGGAUAUGCUAAAUGAGACGCACAGGUCAGUCAGUUUAAGGACUGGGGUGUGAAAUGAGGACGCACUUUGCGUUCAUUUUCUGAUUUGUUUUUUGUACGAGGGGGCAACCGCUUUUAACAGAGGGGCGAGCAGCCAGGAGGUCCCUGCUUCUCAAUGAUCAGCUCGGUGUGUGUUUCGACUUACCGGGGGCGCAAGGCGGGCAACAAACCUCCGUCUAAAACAUGUCUCAAGGAGGAGAUGUGCAGAGGGGAAGACUCGGACAAAAUUAUCAUCAACGUGGGCGGAACUCGACAUGAAACCUACAAGAGCACCCUCAGGACCUUGCCGGGGACACGGCUGGCGUGUCUGGCAGACCCGGACCCGCAGGUCAGCUCCGACUCGGACGCUGCGCCCCCGAGCGCCGAGCUCUUCUUCGACAGACACCCGGGCAUCUUCGCCUACGUGCUGAACUACUACCGAACCGGCAAGUUGCACUGCCCGGCCGACGUCUGCGGUCCGCUCUUCGAGGAGGAGCUGGCUUACUGGGGGAUUGACGAGACCGACGUGGAGCCGUGCUGCUGGAUGACCUACAGGCAGCACCGGGACGCAGAGGAGGCCCUGGAGACGUUUGAACCGCCGGACCCAGAGGCCGAGGAUGACCGAGAGAUGCCGAGGCGGUUCGGCAUCGAGGACUGUCCCGACCGGUCGAGGAGCUGCUGCGAAGUUUGGCAGCCGAAGGUCUGGGCUUUGUUUGAAGACCCGUACUCGUCCAGAGCAGCCAGGGGAGUGGCAUUUGCCUCUCUCUUCUUCAUCCUGGUGUCCAUCACCACCUUCUGCAUGGAGACCCAUGAAGCCUUCAAUGAACUGCAGAACCAUACGGAGCUGGUGGUGGUGGGCAACGUCACACGGAAAGUGGAGAGGCUGGAGAUGGUUACCAAGCCCAUCCUCACCGUUGUGGAGGGCAUCUGUGUGGUCUGGUUCACAUUUGAGUUCCUGGUGCGUAUCAUCUGCUGCCCACGCAAGUUGGUCUUCAUCAAGAACACGCUCAACAUCAUUGACUUUGUGGCCAUUCUGCCAUUCUACCUUGAGAUGGGCCUGAAGGGUCUGUCAUCCAAAGCUGCCAACAACGUGCUGGGCUUCCUCCGUGUGGUGCGGUUUGUUCGGAUCCUCCGGAUCUUCAAGCUGACACGGCACUUCGUAGGCCUCCGCGUGCUGGGCCACACGCUGAGGGCCAGUGUCAAUGAGUUCCUCCUUCUCAUCAUCUUCUUGGCACUGGGUGUGCUCAUCUUCGCCACCAUGAUAUACUACGCUGAGCGCAUCGGAGCCAACCCCAACGACCCCACAGACUUCAAACACACACACUUCAAGAACAUCCCCAUCAGUUUCUGGUGGGCGGUGGUCACGAUGACGACGCUGGGCUAUGGAGACAUGUUCCCACAGACGUGGCUAGGCAUGAUGGUGGGGGCGCUGUGCGCGCUGGCCGGGGUGUUGACCAUCGCCAUGCCGGUCCCCGUCAUCGUCAAUAACUUUGGGAUGUACUACUCGCUGGCUAUGGCCAAACAGAAGCUGCCGAAGAAGAAGAAGAAGCACAAGCCAAACACAGACGCUCCGACUGACUCGGCCUCGUUUGGGAAGUCGGAAACAAACUCUCACAGAGACAGCACUCAGAGCGACACGUGUCCGCUGGCUGCUGAGGAGAGCGUCAGCAGGAACCGCUCAGACUCCAAACAGAACGGUGAUGCAAAUGUGGCCCUUUCAGAGGAGGAAGGCUGCAGCCUGACCCAGCCGCUGUCGCCCACUGAAAAGUGGUCCCUGCGGUGCUCUCGAGGGCGAGACAAGACUAAGAAUGAGGCCACCUGCUUCCUCCUAACCCCUGGAGACCCCAACGUCCAUACUGAGGCCUGUAAAGACAUCCUCGCUGCCACUGGAAACUACGCUCAGCCGGAGGUCACCACGUUGACCUGAUGCUGAUUGGCUACGAAAAGGAGAAAGAGCGUGAGCUCUCGGUGGAGUACAUGCUGCGCUGAGCUCCUCUUUUGUCCUGGAUGAACUGCGGAAUGGAUUCUCUUUAUUCAAGACACGAUUUCUUUUAAUUUCAUUUUUUUUGUCUCUGUCAUACAUCCAAAAACCCUGUCGUAGAAAACCAGUUGCAUCGGAGAUUUACCAGAUGUACACUCAUUUGCAUGUUACAGAGCAUUUUGCAUGUGUUGCAUGAUCUACCAUGAUACAAUGUGGUGGCUACCAUUUAAUAUGUUUAUCAUUUCGUCAAUGUGUCUCAAAGUCUGAAUUAGCUUCUUGUUGGGUCCUACAUGAACACACAAGUUUCUGCCAUCGUUUGAAUAAUUUUGGUUAUUUAACAUCAUAGACUUCUGAAGUCUUGAAGUGGGCGGGGCCCAAUUGGAAAAAUAUGAUGCCAUGUAUGUCAGUGCACCAAUCAGGAUUUAGCAACAUUUGAAUUAGAUGACAGUUGGCGGGUUGUUUGGUCACUGUCAAUCAAAUCUGACCAAAUCUCACCCGUACAGUGCUGAUGAAGCAGAUUAAUAGAGUUUUCAGUCGUAAAGUUUUCAUAAAUAUUAUAAACUUAAGUUAAUAUUAUUGGUCAACUUUGACUAUUGCUUAUUUAGUCACGAAUAGUCAAUGUUGUAGAGGAAGACUUUUCAUGGGUUUUAAUCUAGAGUGAGUCUCAUUUGCUAAUGAGAUUUGUUAGCGUGAUUUUCUUUAUUUUUCACCUUUUCUAGGAGUACAGUAUGUACAGAAGUGUCAGUUUUUGAACUAUAAACAACAUAAAACUUAAUCGGCACCGGAUUAAUGUCUUUCGUCUAUAAAUGUUAACUGUCUAGUAAGAACACCCAAACACUUGUGAAUAUGUGUUUGUGCAGCAAAACUGUUACUGUGAACUAGGAAUAGAUGAGAAUUUGAAAUCAUUGUUCGAUCCUCAACCAAACAGAACCAGAAUUCUCCGUUGGUCAUCCGGUCUCUGCCUUCUGUCGUGCCACUACUCUUUAACACUGACCACAGGGACACAGCUUGUCCCCAGAGUGGUAUGAAUGCUGCUCAGGCAACACAUUGUUUGUAAAUCCUUGUACAAUAAGAGUUUAACAAAAGAAAAACAAUCAAUUGAGCAGCAUUGUUUGUCUGUUACAUUAGCUGUAUACAAUGAAGGCAUCACUGCUGGUUGAGUCAGGACCAAAUGUAGAUUCUAUUAGAUUACAUUGUAGAUUUUUAGUACUAUCAUUAGUAUAAAAAUAAAAUAUAUACAGUGCAAUGCCAUCUGUUCCAUGUGUGGCUCAUGUUGAGUAAUGGAGCUUAAAUGUGUGCAGUAAUGUAAUUUGUACCUUAACACUUCUGGUUGUGUCGGAUCUGUAGAAACCCUGUUACAUGUUUCAGCAGAGGAAGAAGCAGCAGGAGUGUGGUUUCUUUCACUUGUGACUUAUAAUAUAUUCAUGGUCUACCAUAGUGGCCUUAUGUUUAACAAACAAAGGGAAAGUUCAUUUCAUCUUCAUUAGAGCUCAUCUUCAGCUCCGUUUCUAUGACCCAGAGGUCUGUAAUUAUAUAUAAGCACAGUUGUACGUAUGUAGCACAUGUCGAAUAUUCUGGAUCAUUCCUUCAACUCUUUUCUCUUCUUUAUAUGUCACGUUUAUGCACCAUGAAAUAGACGUUGGCCAAUAAGGAAGCAUUAUUAUUUUGAUAAUUAACCUGUUUCGCCUCAUUUCCUGUUUUCCCUGUUGUAAACUCGAAUGUGAUUGAGAAGCACACUCCGUUUCAUAUCUCCCCAUUAUGGAUUGUAUAGGUGUGAUGCAAGUCCAACUGCCAGAUGUGUGUGCAUGUGAUGUUGUAUCAUGUAGGCAUGUGUUUUCUAUGCAGAAAUAGAAAUAAAAUCCACCCCCAACCCCCCUGGUGUUGAAGAUAAGAUCUUGUCAUUUCUGUACAUUUGUAUUUUCAUUCACAUCUUGCGUUAUGGAAUCUGCCUUUUGUCCCCCAUUACCUGCACAGUGUGGGGGUGUGUAUCUCUCUGCUGCUGCUGUGUCACCUACUGUACGGCUGUUUAUAGUGGUGUAGUCUGGUGGCCUGGUGGCUUGUCUGGUGUAACAGCAGUCACAGCCUCCUGCUCUCCUGCGCCUCCAUGAUUAUGUACCAAAGGUGUAGAUGGCAUACAGAACCUGUCACCAUGGAGAUUUGGGAUGACAGGCAACACUAAUUACUGCUUGGCUGCUUCCGUCUCCCCCUCCUUCUGUCUUUCACAGGCAAAGAAACACCACUCACUCUCACUCUCUCUCUCUCUCUCUCUCUCUCUCUCUCUCGCUCUCUCUCUCUCAUGCACACACAUACAUACUCAGCUCAGCGUGAUCAUCAUGACUGUUGUUGCCCAUGAAGAACGUUUUGAUGUCUAGGGAUGUAUUGUGCAGUGCUCUGUGGCGAUGCAGGGAGGGAGGGGGGG